Messenger RNA from Mauremys mutica (yellowpond turtle), 2871 nucleotides. RefSeq names its product protein O-linked mannose N-acetylglucosaminyltransferase 2 (beta 1,4-) (gene POMGNT2). Bases 460 to 2196 code for a protein of 578 amino acids. Gene Ontology annotation, biological process: protein O-linked glycosylation via mannose. Gene Ontology annotation, molecular function: protein binding; protein O-acetylglucosaminyltransferase activity. Gene Ontology annotation, cellular component: endoplasmic reticulum. Lineage: Eukaryota; Metazoa; Chordata; Testudines; Geoemydidae. The record is from RefSeq and is a predicted model, not a curated record. The transcript has 3 exons.
UCUGAGAGCAGUGCUGGGCGCUCAGGGACUGGACAUAAACAAGCGCGCAAGUGCCGGGGUGGACGCGCUUGCCGCUGCCCUUUUGAAAACACUUUGCGAGAGCCGCUGCCCGGGCCUGAGGAGCUGGUGCUCGCUGCUGCGCGCGCCAGCGGGGGUGAAGUUGUGAGGCUCCGCGGGUGGGCGGAGACAGAACGCGGAGCCUCUGCUGAAGCGGCGGCGCGAGGAGGAGGAGGAGGAGCCCGGGCAGGGGGCUGCGGCGGCGGCUGCUGCAGCGGUGGCUGCAGGUAGUGGCAUGUGCUGGAGGGAUCUGCAGUGUGAUUGACAUUCCGUGGUGCUUCCUCUUUAUUUUCUUCGCACAGGAGAAGAGGGCUUUGCUUUCACCAUGUCAAAGAGGAUUAAUGAUGUCGUCUCUUUCCAUUGUGUUCCCCACCUGUCGUCUUGGUAGGAUCUAGCUACAGAAUGAACAUAGCAGCGGUGUUUAAUGCCCUGCUAGUGUCUGCCCUUGCAGCUGUGCUGUGGAAAUACAUCAAGCUGCGAGAGCACGUCUUUGUGGUUGAAGAAGAGUUGGUCCUCACUCGCCAGUCCCAGGAACUCUCUCAGGUCCAGAUUGACUACCAUGCGGCUCUUCAGGCCCUGGUGGAGGACGGUACCAGGAUGGUGUGCACAGGAAGGAUGCACACAGAUCGCAUCUGCCGCUUUGAGUCCCUCUGUUACUCCACUGAGGCAGAGGAAUUUGUCUUCUUUCACAGCAACGCGUCAGUUAUGCUUCCCAACCUUGGCUCCAGGAGAUUCCAGCCUGCCUUGCUUGAUCUCUCCUCGGUGGAGGACCACAACACCCAAUAUUUCAACUUUGUGGAACUGCCAGUUGCUGCAUUGAAAUUCAUGCCAAAGCCGGUCUUUGUGCCUGAUGUGGCGCUCAUCGCCAACCGAUUCAACCCGGACAACUUGAUGCAUGUCUUCCAUGACGACCUCCUCCCGAUCUUCUACACCAUGCAGCAGUUCCCAGACUUGGAUCUGGAGUCACGACUCUUCUUCAUGGAGGGGUGGAAUGAAGGCCUGCACUUCGAUCUCUACAAGUUACUGAGUAACAAACAGCCACUUCUCAGAGAGCAGCUUAAAACCUUGGGCAGGCUCCUUUGUUUUACCAAAUCUUACGUCGGGCUGUCCAAAAUCACCACAUGGUACCAAUAUGGAUUUGUUCAGCCACAAGGACCAAAGGCGAACAUCUUGGUUUCUGGCAAUGAGAUCAGGCAUUUCUCCAAGUUCAUGAUGGAGAAGCUGAAUGUCAGCUUGGAAGAAAGUGCCAGUGAGGAGUAUAUUGUAGUAUUCAGUCGAACAAUCAACAGACUAAUCCUAAAUGAGGCAGAACUAAUCUUGGCGCUUGCCCAGGAGUUUCAGAUGAAAACCAUUACAGUCUCCAUAGAGGACCAUUCGUUUUCUCACAUUGUACGUCUGAUCAGCAAUGCAUCCAUGCUGGUCAGCAUGCACGGAGCCCAGUUAGUGAUGUCUCUCUUCCUGCCAAGAGGGGCCACUGUCGUGGAGCUCUUUCCUUAUGCGAUCAACCCCGAACACUACACCCCAUACAAAACACUGUCAGCGCUCCCUGGCAUGGAUCUCCAGUACAUUGCCUGGCAGAACACUGAUCAGGAAAACACUGUAACCUUUCCUGACAGGCCAUGGGACCAGGGAGGAAUUGCUCACUUAGACAAGGCAGAGCAAGAACGCAUAAUAAAGAGCAAGGAGGUUCCACGCCACCUCUGCUGUCGGAACCCGGAAUGGCUUUUCCGUGUCUACCAGGAUACAAGAGUUGACAUCCCUUCCCUUAUCCAGGUGAUCAGGCAAACUGUGAAAUUAAAGCCUGGACCCAAGAAGCAGAAGUGGACCAGUGGUCUGUACCCUGGCAAGGUUAGGGAUGCUAAGUGUCAAGCCUCUGUCCAAGGUACUAGUGAAGCGAAGCUCUCGGUGUCUUGGCAGAUCCCCUGGAACCUUAAGUAUCUGAAAGUCAGGGAAGUAAAAUAUGAAGUGUGGAUACAGGAGCAAGGUGAAAACACUUACAUGCCUUAUAUUUUGUCACACCAGAAUCACACCUUUUCAGAAAACAUUAAGCCAUUCACGAUAUAUCUGGUGUGGAUCCGCUGCAUCUUCAACAAAAAUCUCCUUGGACCUUUCGCAGAUGUGCUCUUGUGUAGUACGUAACCCUCUCUCUCUCUCUCGUGUGUCGAGUCCUUCCGUGCACCCCACCCCAUCAGUGGUUUUAAAAACCUGUUGUCCUGUAGUUUUCUUUAGAGGGCUGAAGAGGACCAGACCAUGCCAAUUCCGAAGUGCCCAUUUUAUUGCAUUUAAUAUGUGAAUUCUCUAGGUGGCAUUUAUUUCCAUUUGGUGUAAGAGCUCUCUGUUCCUGAACGUAACCUCCAGAAAUGAAAUUACAAGCUGAAUACCUGUAAUUUGAAAAGCAGAAUGGAAGUGAAUCGUGUGUAAUUUGCUAGUGAUUUGAAUCUUUGUCGUGCAGUGAGUAUUUAAGUGCAGCAUUAAACUACAAUUAUAUGGCUAGAUGGACAAUUGUCAUCGUCUUUCCCAUUAUAACUUAUUUUUAAAAGCUGUAUCUGUAACUCAAGUACAGGAUUUGGUACAAGAGUAUUCAUUAAAUUAUUGUAAACCCCUUCAAGAGUUCUUUCCUCUUCGUAUCUGUCAAAAUGAUAGUUUUGUAAGAAUUAUCCAAGAUCAGGGUGAAAUGUAUGUGUGGGUUGCGCUUUCUCUCUCUUUCUCUCUUUUUUCCUUCUCUCCAUAUUUUGGCUGAAAGGAAUAAGACUGCAGCAUCAAUUCUGUUUAAAAAUCAGGUUUUACUCUACCCCAGUAGCAACACAAAAAACU